GCGAAGGCGGCGCCGCCCCGCAGCAGGACGGCAGGGCCGACGGCCUGAGGCUGGAAAAGAUGGCGGGUACUAUAGGGUACAUCCGGAUUCACCACGCAGCCGAGGACGCGGACGACGACGAAUGCGAUCAGAAAAAGAAGGCGAAGAACAAGACG
Molecule: messenger RNA, 155 nt
Organism: Prorocentrum cordatum
Lineage: Eukaryota; Dinophyceae; Prorocentrales; Prorocentraceae
Source: the annotation of a GenBank genome assembly